AUGGAUAGACUGCUUCCAAAUGGUCAUACGCCCUAUGAUGAUGCAGGGUCAAGAUCAAAAUUUACUCCUAGAGAAGAUCGUAAAUUGCUUAAAUUGGUUCAGGAAGCAGGAAGAUCUCCAAAUUGGAGAGAAAUUUCAAACAUUAUGCAAACAAGAACUCCAAGACAAUGCAGAGAGAGAUAUCAAAACUAUUUGUGUCCAAAGAUUAAUCACAAAGAUUUCACUCCUGAAGAAGAUGAAAUGAUUCUCAAGCAAUUUGACAUACAUGAAAAUAAAUGGAACGCAAUUGCAAGAUGUUUCAAGGGAAGAACAGGAAACAUGAUCAGAAACCGAUGGCAAACUCUCAUAAGAAAACAAAAUAAAAAGUUUCGAAUUGCUAAGAAAUUGAGUGAAUCUGAAGAAUUGGAAAAUGAUUCUUGUUCUAAAGAGAGUCUCGGUUCCGCUGUUUCAUGUGAAAAACAACCUCAUUUGUUUGAUGCUUUGUUCACAAUAAUGGACUAUGAGCAUAUUCUCAACGAUGACAGAUUUAUCAUGUCAUAUGUUGGUUCAUGCACACAAUGA
This is a messenger RNA of Trichomonas vaginalis G3, 561 nucleotides long. Its product is annotated as RNA polymerase II transcription regulator recruiting protein. Gene Ontology annotation, cellular component: nucleus. The coding region runs from base 1 to 561 and encodes 186 amino acids. The transcript has a single exon. Gene Ontology annotation, molecular function: DNA-binding transcription factor activity, RNA polymerase II-specific; RNA polymerase II cis-regulatory region sequence-specific DNA binding. Gene Ontology annotation, biological process: regulation of DNA-templated transcription. NCBI's taxonomy places the organism in Eukaryota, Parabasalia, Trichomonadida, Trichomonadidae. The record is from RefSeq and is a predicted model, not a curated record.